GUCGUGAUUGGUUGUGACAGUCGUGACCGGUCGUGACCUUGCAGACCGGUGGACAGUGGGAAUGAGGAAUGGCGGAUAGGUUAACUCAAUUACAAGAUACGAUUAAUCAGCAGGCUGAUCACUUUUGCAAUAGCAUUGGUAUUUUGCAACAGUAUUCAACACCAAGUAAAUUCCCAGGUUUUGAUCGUAAUGGGUCACAAACUCCACAGCAGCAACAACAAGAAGAUUAUGCUCAUCUCUUUGCAACACUGAUUGCAAGAUGUGCAAAAGAUAUUGAUGUACUUAUUGAAUCUCUGCCUAGUGAGGAAUCCUCCACUGAUUUGCAGGUGGCAAGUCUCAGAAGACUGGAACAAGACAACAAAGAAGCAGGAGAAAGACUAGAAGAAGUUGUAAGGCGAGGAGAAGCUCUCUUGGAACAGAUUCAGGCAGCGCUUGCUGAUAUUGCUCAGAGUCAGCUUGACAUGCAGCAUCUUCAAGCUGAAAAUACCAACAAACAAUCUAAUACACACAUGUCUACAUAAACUUCAUUGCUUUCUGCUCCCAUGAAGCCUGUACUCUGUAAACAUAAUCAAGUUAAGUUUAAUAUGAGACGACUGCUUUGAAACCAGUUGUCUGUCAGUUGAGAUAUGUACAACUAUAAUGUGAGUUCUUGUCAAGGAACUUGAGAUCUGAAAAGAAAUUCACCAGUCCCAAAGGUGUGGUUUUGGUACUUCUAAGGGCUGAAACUAUAUUCCUCUAUGGUUAUAGCAAUCCUGGGAACAGCUGGUUUAUAAAACUGCAGAAAUUAGAAUUAAAACUUGAAAUGAGAACUGUAUAUUGAUUUUCAGCACUGUUUGAUGAUAAAAACACGCCAUAUCAUGUGCUAAUUUUAUCAGAAAAUAUUCUCUUAUCCACAUGGCCAUGUGUCUAUGUAUAUAUACUACAAAUAUAUGUUAAAAAAAUGG
Molecule: messenger RNA, 944 nt
Organism: Cryptotermes secundus
Lineage: Eukaryota; Metazoa; Arthropoda; Insecta; Blattodea; Kalotermitidae
Gene: MED21
Product: mediator of RNA polymerase II transcription subunit 21
Exons: 4
Coding region: 69-521 (150 amino acids)
Biological process (GO): regulation of transcription by RNA polymerase II
Cellular component (GO): mediator complex
Molecular function (GO): transcription coregulator activity
Source: RefSeq, a predicted model, not a curated record